Molecule: messenger RNA, 6153 nt
Organism: Nerophis ophidion (straightnose pipefish)
Lineage: Eukaryota; Metazoa; Chordata; Actinopteri; Syngnathiformes; Syngnathidae
Product: transforming growth factor beta-3 proprotein-like
Exons: 7
Coding region: 385-1599 (404 amino acids)
Biological process (GO): transforming growth factor beta receptor signaling pathway; regulation of cell population proliferation; SMAD protein signal transduction
Cellular component (GO): extracellular region
Molecular function (GO): type II transforming growth factor beta receptor binding; type III transforming growth factor beta receptor binding; cytokine activity
Source: RefSeq, a predicted model, not a curated record
CUAAGAAGUUCCAAAUAAAAAACCAAAAGAGUCUCUCACGUUUUUGUGUGACAGUGUGGCUGCACCACAAUGAACUGCGGUGGUUUAUGGUGGGGGCUCCUGCAUGGGGGCCUGCUCCUCCUCCAAUCGUCACACAAGCCUGGCUCUGUCUGCUAUAAAAACACAUGUGGGUCCCCCACAUUUAAUUUCCAGCCUUAACUUGACAGAACAGAGACACAAACCCGGGAGAACAAUUCACAAAAUGUGAACACAGAGAGUAUUUUUUUUUUUUUUUUACAACAUUAGAGGUUUUGGAGUGUCGUCUAAUGGGCCGACACACAAGCGGACUUCAGUGGAGGCGACGUCUUUGUUUUUAAACAGACUGCACGGUCAGAGAGAGACAACAUGCAUGCAGGCAAAGCAUUGCUGUGCGUCCUCCUCCUCCUUCACUGCGCCACCCCGAGCUCGCCUCUGUCCACCUGCGCCGCUGUGGACAUGGACCACAUCAAGAGGAAACGUGUGGAGGCCAUAAGGGGGCAGAUUCUCAGCAAGCUCAGGCUGUCAAGCCCCCCUCAGCCCCAGGGGCCUGCUAAUGUCCCCUACCAGGUCCAGGCGCUCUACAACAGCACCAGAGAGCUCCUGGAAGAGCUGGGCCGGCAACGGCAGGAGACUUGUGGUCCGGAAAACACGGAGACGGAGUACUUCGCCAAAGAGAUCUACAAGUUCAACAUGGUCUAUGGACCCACCGAGAGCAAUGAUCUCUCCUACUGCCCAAAGGGGAUCCCCUCAAAAGUGUUCCGCUUCAACGUGUCCGCCAUGGAGAGGAACUCGACCAACCUCUUCAGGGCCGAGUUUCGAGCGCUGCGGGUUCCGAACCCAAGUGCCAGACGAAACGAGCAACGGAUCGAGCUCUACCAGAUUGUGAGGCCCAAUGAACACAUCAGAAAGCAACGCUACGUCAGCGCUAAGAACGUGCUGACCAAAGGAACUCCUGGAUGGGUCUCCUUCGACGUGACUGAAACAGUACGAGAAUGGCUGCUGAACAGAGGAAGCAACCUUGGUCUGGAAAUUAGUGUGCAUUGUCCCUGCCAUACCUUCAGCCCAAACGGCGACAUCAUUGACAACGAGAAUGAGGUUCUGGAGGUCAAGUUCAAAGGGGUGGACGGGGAGGAGGAGCAUGUUCGCUUGAAGAGGCUCAAGGAGCAGAACCUGCCUCAUUUGAUCCUCAUGAUGAUCCCGCCUCACCGCCUGGCGAAGCAGACCACACACAGACGCAAGAGAGCGCUGGACACGGACUACUGUUUCUCAAACACAGAAGAGAGCUGCUGCGUUCGGCGCCUCCACAUCAAUUUCCGGCGUGACUUGAACUGGAAGUGGAUCCAUGAACCCAGCGGCUACGACGCCAACUACUGCUCAGGGCCAUGCCCUUACCUGAGGAGCUCAGACACGCCGCACAGCUCGUUGCUGAGCCUCUACAACACCCUCAACCCGGAAGCCUCGGCCUCACCUUGCUGCAUCCCCCAAGAACUGGAACCCCUUACCAUCCUCUACUACUCUGGACGGACCCCCAAAGUGGAGCAGCUGUCCAACAUGGUCGUCAAGUCUUGCAAAUGUAGCUGAGGACGCUGACAGGAAGACGACGGAUCGGCUUAGCACUGAUACAAAACCCGUACUUUAUUGAUGGAAGUCUUGUUUGUUUUUUUACACUUUUUCUGACUCUAUUGAUAUCAACCUGCUUGUCUUUCAUCAUAGAAAGAACAAUAUUGUCUGCCCUCGUUAGGUGUACAUGAACCAUCCAAUCAGAUACAAUACAGUUUUGCAGAACCCUAUAAAAAAGAGGGUGUGUGAAAGAUAAUACGUAACGCCAUACGCCGACAAUGAGUUCUGGUGUAAAAGGUGCCGGCAAACACAGUAAAUAAUCGAUCGGCCACUUUGUUCUGUAUAAAAAGAGGCUGGUGUCCAUGUGAACAUGUAACUAUACUACCUGUCAGGAGCCCCGUUUACUUUGCCUGUAAAACACGGCAUUUCCCCACCUCUUGUGCAUACAUGGCUCAGUAACACGUUCACUUUUUCGGCUUCAGAGGUACAGUAUAUCCACAGCUGUCACAAUGGCGGCGUUUGCACAAGCGCUGGGUUCUGUGAAAAAGGCACCUGGAGAUUUUUAGCUGCAAUUUUGAUUGUAAAAAUAGUGGCGUUGCAGGGGUGCCCAGAUAUUUGGCUUCCAAGUGCCAAAGUCAAAAUGUACCAAUGGUCCUUAGACUUGGAUUGUCCUUAGACUUAGACUACCUGAUAUUGUCAUUCAAAUUUGAACUUUGCAGUACAGAAAAGAACACAAUUUUGUUGCAUUAGCUUGUUGUAAUGCAGGAUAAAAGAGCAAUAGGGGCGGUGGGGGGGAUAAUAUUUAUAUAGCGCUUUUCUCUAGAGACUGAAAGCGCUUUACAUUGUGAAACCCAAAAUCUAAGUUACAUUUUUAAACAAGUGUGGGUGGCACUGGGAGCAGGCUGGUGAAGUGUCUUGCCCAAGGAUAAAACGGCAGUGACUAGGAUGGCAGAAGCCGGGGGAUCGAACCUGCAACCCUCAAGUUGCUGGCAGGGCCACUCUACCAACUGAGCUAUAGUGCCCCAAUAAGGUAAAGAGUGUUGGCAUUUACAAAAGAAUGUGCAGAUAUAAACAGAUUAUUGUACGGAUAAAUAUAUUGCAUUUUUGCAUAUGCAUCCACUUAUGUUUUAUUGUCUCUAUAGUCCAGCGAGUUAAUCUGUUUUUGGGGGAAUUAUUAUGAUCUCUCCAGAGACUUCCAGUCUGAGGUACUGCGUCCAGACAGAGAUGCAGUUGGUCCGUGGGCCAAAUAACGAUUUUUCUCAUGCAACAGCACCAGGAGUGAAGAAUUUAGCCUUAUACCGCCAAAUAUAACUAUAAGGUAGUAGAGAUUGUGCUUAAUUCAAUUAACAUGCAACUCUGCAUCUUUUAUGUACAUUUUUAACCUCAAAACAUUCAAAUGAGGUCAUUUUCUGCGGAUGUUUGCCAUCUGUUACCAGUUCCUACUAGAUAGUUCAACUGAUCGCUUUCAAACUUUAAAGUUAAAGUCCCAACGAUAGUCACACACACACUUGGUGUGGUGAAAUUACCCUCAUUUGACCCAUCCCCAUAUUCACCCCCUGGGAGGUGAGGGGAGCAGUGAGCAGCAGCGGUGGCCGCGCUCGGAAAUCAUUUGGUGAUUUAACCCCCCAAUUCCAACCCUUGAUGCAGAGUACCAUGCAGGAAGUCAAUGGGUCCCAUUUUUAUAGCCUUUGGUACGACUUGGCCAGGCUUUGAACUCACGACCUACAAGUCUCAGGACGGACACUCUAACCACAAGCCCACUGUGCAGGUUGCACCCAGACGGAUUAGACGUAUGGUAUUUAGGAUUUUACUAUACAACGUGAGCGAAGCAUGGUGACCAAGAUUAUCUUUUUCUAUUGAGCGCCAAAAAGUCACAAUUUUACCGGUCUAAAAUGCAACUGUUAAAUAAACAAAAACAAAAUCCAUAGAAAACUACAAACCCCGUUUCCAUAUGAGUUGGAAAAUUGUGUUAGAUGUAAAUAUAAACGGAAUACAAGGAUUUGCAAAUCCCUUUCAACCCAUAUUCAAUUGAAUGCACUACAAAGACAAGAUAUUUGAUGUUUAAACUCAUAAACUUUAUUUUUUUUGUGCAAAUAAUAAUUAACUUAGAAUUUCAUGGCUGCAACGCGUGCCAAAGUAGUUGGGAAAGGGCAUAUUCACUAUUGUGUUACAUCACCUUUUCUUUUAACAACACUCAAUAAACGUUUGGGAACUGAGGAAACUAAUUGUUGAAGCUUUGAAAGUGGAAUGUUUUCCCAUUAUUGUUUUAUGUCGAGCUUCAGUCGUUCAACAGUCAUUCAUAAUACUCCACAAAUUUUCGAUGGGAGACAUGUCCGGACUGCAGGCGGGCCAGGAAAGUACCCGUACUCUUUUAAUACGAAGCCACACUGUUGUAACACAUGGCUUGGCAUUGUUUUGCUGAAAUAAGCAGGGACGUCCAUGAUAACGUUGCUUGGAUGACAACAUAUGUUGCUCCAAAACCUGCAUGGACCUUUCAGCAUUAAUGGUGCCUUCACAGAUGUGUAAGUUACACAUGCCUUGGGCAAUAAUACACCCCCAUACCAUCACAGAUGCUGGCUUUUGAACUUUGGGCCUAUAACAAUCCGGAUGGUUAUUUUCCUCUUUGUUCCGGAGGACACCACGUCCACAGUUUCCAAAUCUAAUUUAAAAUGUGGACUCGUCAGACCACAGAACACUUUACCACUUUGCAUCAGUCCAUCUUAGAUGAAAUCGGGCCCAGCGAAGCCGGCGGCGUUCCUUGGUGUUGUUGAUAAAUGGCUUUCGCUUUGCAUAGUAAAGUUUUAACUUGCACUUACAGAUGUAGCGACCAACUGUAGUUACUGACAGUGGUUUUAUGAAGUGUUCCUGAGCCCAUGUGGUGGUAUCCUUUACACACUGAGGUCUGUUUUUUGAUGCAGUACCGCCUGAGGGCUCAAAGGUCUGUAAUAUCAUCGCUUACGUGCAGUAAUUUCUCCAGAUUCUCUGAACCUUUUGAUGAGUACGGACUGUUGAUGGUAAAAUCCCUAAAUACUUUGCAAUAGCUCGUUGACAAAUGUUGUUCUAAAACUGUUCGACAAUUUGCUUACAAAUCGGUGACCAUCACCCCAUCAUUGUUUGUAAAACUUAGCAUUUCAUGGAAGCUGUUUUUAUACCCAAUCAUGGCACCCACCUGUUCCCAAUUAGCCUGCACACCUGUGGGAUGUUCCAAAUAAGUGUUUGAUUAGCAUUCCUAUACUUUAUCAGUAUUUUUUGCCACCUUUCCCAACUUCUUUGUCACGUGUUGCUAGCAUCAAAUUCUAAAGUUAAUGAUUGUUUGCACACAAAAAAAGUUUAUCAGUUUUAACAUGAAAUAUGUUGUCUUUGUAGCAUAUUCAACUGAAUAUGGGUUGAAACGUAUUUGCAAAUCAUUGUAUUCCAUUUAUAUUUACAUCUAACACAAUUUCCCAACUCAUAUAUAAACAGGGUUUGUACAAGCUGGCAACUCAGUCACCAGAAAUUUACCAUAAAAUUGGUGGCGGUUUUUACAUGCAAUUUAAAAACUGUACCUUUGUUGUUUUAUGAUAAAAUUCUGGUGACUGACAUUGUUGUUACUGUAAAAUCUAUGGCCAUUUUUUUGACAGUGCAUUACUGUAAAUAGAGAAAUGGUACCACUGGUGAUUUUAGUAUACAUUUAUGGCGACUGAACUGUCAAAUCUACUGACUUUUUUUGACAGUGUAGUCUUGCGGACAUGCUAUCAAUGAUUGUGCAGCUUUGAAAGACAUCAGUAUGACUAUGUACUACAUUUGGUAGCCACCCUAAUGAAACAACAUGACAUGAAAUUUGGCCCGCGGGCUUCACCUUGGGUAUUCCUGCUGUAUUGCAUCCCAUAGGAUUAGUAUUACGGAUUCUUCCUCUUCUGCGUUCUUUAUUAUUUUCCGUUUCCGUUAAAACCCAGUGGCCAAUAUCUUCAAACACAAAAAGGAGUAAAGAACUGGGUGGCCGUUGUAAGCCAAAAAUCCCAAAGUGCGGUCAGUGGGAGAAUGCCUUUUGGGAUCGCGAAAGGAAUGGAAAAUCGGUAAAUGGGAAGCCGAGCCAAGCCUUUUGGGACACUGAGCCAGCGGCAGCCUUUUUAGAAGAGAAGUGAUGAUGAUGAUGAUGAAGAUGAAGAUGAUGAACAGAGGACCUGCACGUUUGAUCUCUAACAGGUUUUGGGCGACAUCACAGUGUUACGCAACAUUUUAUGGCAUUUCUUUUACAUUGACAGCAGCUGUUAUGCAACUUCUAGUAAGUGUUUGACUGCAUCUUAGCUCGUCUACUGUUACACUCUUCCUGUUAUUCUCUCUGUCUCUCCCUCACACACACACACACACACACACACGCACACACACACACACACACACACACACCGAUAUAGCACUGCCUGGACCUCUUUUCCAUCCUCAGAACCUGCAGACAUUUGUUUUUUGAAAAAAAUAGUCAUGUUGUGCAAAAAAACAACAACACCACAGAGGAAGCUGCUUCUGAGGAUAUUAUUACAUUAUAUCUUUUCGGUACUUUUUGAUAUUUUUCUAAAUAAAGGGGACCACAAAAAAUUG